AUGAAUGUUUAUUGUUAAAUGGCUGGAUAUCAUUAAGGUAUUUAUAACAUGGCUAUUAUAAAGAUGAACCCUUGGAAUUAUUAUGUCUUAAUCCUGAAUGCAUUUCCAACAAUAAAGUUCUAAAUUGCAUAGCUUGUAUAGAAGAAAAUCAUUCUGGUCAUUCUGUUAUACAUUAUAAGAAAUUUAUAACUUUAUUGUAAAAAUAAGGAUCAUAAUUAUUGAAUGAAAUUGUAUUAAUAUAUUUUAAGUUUAAGGAUUUUAAAUUAUAGGAUUCUACCAAUAUGUAAAAUGAUAUGUUAAAUAAAAUAAGAGAAAUAAUCAAAUAAUUAACUGAAUUAUAAGAUAUUGUUAAUGAUGCAAUAAAUAAAUAAAAGGAAAUGCUGGAGAGAAAAUUAUAAUACUAUGAAUGUAUUAAUCAUUAUAUAAAAUGAAGAAUUUGCUUGUCUGUUACCAACAUAAGAGAUUUUUAAUUAAGCAAUUAAAUCACAUGAUUAGAGUUUAUUAUAAAAGUUAAUGACCUAAUUCUUUUUGAAGGUUGAUUAUAAUUAGAAAAGAUAAGAGUUUGUUGCAAGAAGCAAUUAUUUAAUUGAUCAAUCAGAAGAAACAGAAGGAGAGAAUAUUUUAUUUAGAAAAUUAAGAGAAUUCAUAAAUUCAUUUAGAUAAGAUAUAGAUAAUAAUUAUUUGACAUAAAAUUCUUAAUUGAGUACCAGUUUUAAAUAAAAGAAACAUUCUUAAAUUAAUAAUGAAUUCAAAAGAUCACAUCAGAGAAUAGCAAGUUAUAAAAGAGUAGUUUCAGCUGAAAAAUCACCAGGUUCUCCAGAUGAUAGAAUAUCAAUAACUUAAUCUCUUAGCUAAUUUUAUUAUAAACCAAAUACUAUUAAAAAAAGAGUAGGAGAACAAAUUUAAUUAAUUGAAACUUAAAAUAAUUAUACUACUACUUAUUCUUUUCAUUCUGAAUGUUUUGGUUAAGGAUUAUAAAUAACAUCUAAAUAAGUUAAACUUACUACAGAUAAUGAAAAAAGAAUAGCACUCAUUAAACCAUCUAUUUAUGGAAGUGGAUUAGCUAGAGAAUAAAGAAUAACAUUAUUAAUUAAAGUUUGUAGAAAUUCUAAUUAAAGAUAUCCUAUGGCAGUUGGAAUAUGUGAUUAAUCAAAAUUAUAAGAAGAUAAUUUUAUAUUUUCUGGUUCUGCUGAACAUGUUCCAGGAUCACAUAAUAAAGAUCAUGGAUGUUAUUUAUUAAAUGCUAAUGGAUAUAUAAGAUCAAUGAUUGGAUUAGAUAUGUCAAAGAGUUCUCCAAAUCUAAGAUUUUAUAGUAAUUCUACACUUGAAUUGACAUUUAAACCAUUCCAUAAAUAACUAAUAAUAAAUAGAGAUUAAUAAGUUUAAACAACAAUACCCUUAGAAUUUCAUAAAGAUUAAAAAUUAUUCUUUUGUGUUAGAUUGGCAGAUUUGAAUGAUUGCAUAGAAAUUUAAUGA
Molecule: messenger RNA, 1476 nt
Organism: Paramecium pentaurelia
Lineage: Eukaryota; Ciliophora; Oligohymenophorea; Peniculida; Parameciidae
Source: the annotation of a GenBank genome assembly